Molecule: messenger RNA, 1721 nt
Organism: Carassius gibelio (silver crucian carp)
Lineage: Eukaryota; Metazoa; Chordata; Actinopteri; Cypriniformes; Cyprinidae
Exons: 5
Coding region: 1-864 (287 amino acids)
Source: RefSeq, a predicted model, not a curated record
AUGUGCAUCAGCAGGAGACUCCUAGGCGGAUCCUCCUUCAAGUUCAAAUUCGUUUUGGUGCCGCCCAGAGGAUCAGCUCCGCCUCCGGCCGGCGCCGUCAAACAGCGGAUCCUGAGGCCUUAUUUACUGCAACAGUUGAAUCUAUGGUGGGCCCUGCAAGUUUUCUACCUCAGUCAAGGUCUUCCCCAUCCCAGCUACAAACAGAGUCACCCUUCAGACCCUUCUAUUACAUCUCAACUGACUGAACCUGAUGAUGUGACACCAAGCUGUUCUGAGAGCGCAUACAGUAAGGCAAAGAAGAGAGAGCUUCAUGCCUGGGAUGCAGUCAAGGAUGAGAUGCUUAAGGUGACGUUUGAAUGUUCAGCACCGAUCACUACCCAGUGUGCUGUCUGCCGAGAACAUGCUGAUUAUAGGUGCAUUGAGUCCAGCUCCACUGCAGUGUUCUGUGAGGUUUGCCUGAAGAGGAUUCACAGAAAUUUACUGCAUCUUCCUGAAAAGUGGAAUAGUGUUUACUAUGAGCCAUCCUCCCUGGGGUUAUUCUUAUAUUUACCUGAAGCCCAUGGCACCCAUGCUGUGAACACAAAGGACAUGAAGAUCAUUGUCAGCACAGGACGGCUCUGCACCGUUACAGACACCAUGUGUGCGUGUGAACCAGAAACCUGUACUCUGCUGAGAUAUGGGCUCCGGCCAGCAACAGCCACAAGCCCCAGACAGACAGCCUUCUCCAUCCCUCUGCUAGAGCUUUCUGUUUCUCUGUCACUGGAGUGUCAGGUUUCUGUUGAGGGUUUUUGCAACACCCCAUAUCCCAUUUUAGGCAUCACCACUUCCGACAAAGAAGUUUGGUUGAUAUUUGCCCACAAUUAAAUGAUGGAACAAUAUGCCCAGCAUGUCCAAAGGCGGAUGGAGAUAUGAUUGUCACAUUGGAUGCCAACUUUGGCCUUGUGAGGAAUCAAAGCUCUGGUACAAGUGUGGUUGAUCCAUUACACAGAACCCGCAUGUUUAGAGGAAUACCUGCUAUCACAUCUUGACAGCUCAAAGCCUCGAGGUGAAAACUUGUGAAAAAAGAUCACUAUUCCUCUCAUAAAUCUAUGUUUUCCUUAAAUAUUUAGGACUGCAGUAAGCUGCUCUCAUUCAAGGUAUUAUAAUAUAAUAUAAUAUAAUUACUUUACUGCGUUACUUGUGCAGACAUGUUGUUUUACUAGGUCUGAUCUAUUUUAAAGCUUAGGCACUGUAUUUAAGCAUACAUAUCCCCACUAGUCUGUCUGUAUGAGUACAAAAUUAAAAAAUAAACUGUCUAUAAUUGUUACUGUACAAGCACAGUAAAAUAUUUAUAUAAAAAAUAUUGCACUACUGUUAUUUUGCAUAGAAUACAUUGUUCAACAAUAUUUUUGCACACUCAUCCAACUGCAUUUAUUACCACUGUUCUCACGUUCCUGCUGUUCAUAAUAUAUAUAUAAUCCUUCAUUGCUCUGUUCAUAAUGUACAUACAAUCCCUACAUUGCAUUCAUAUUUAUAUUCUGUAUAUACUCUGAUCAAUAUUGUAUAUAGCAACUCCACUGUACAUUCUGUAUAUCAUAGCUUUACUUACUCUGCACUUUUAUGUAUAUAAAACACUAUAUUCUUGCACUUCUGGUUGGAUGCUAACUGCAUUUCAUUAGCUCUGUACUGUACUCUGCAUAAUGACAAUAAAGUUGAAUCUAAUCUAAUCUAAAAAAAAAAAA